Molecule: messenger RNA, 2623 nt
Organism: Zootermopsis nevadensis
Lineage: Eukaryota; Metazoa; Arthropoda; Insecta; Blattodea; Termopsidae
Source: RefSeq, a predicted model, not a curated record
GAAUAAAUGUAAACUCUGUGACGCUCUGUGAGGCCAUGGUUGCUAGACUUGUGGAACGAACAAAAGUUGCACAUCUCUAAGUUUAAUUGCAACGACAUGUUUGGUGGCUGUGUUCUCCCGAGGAAUUAGUUGCUGAUGAAUUCAGUAAAAGUUUCCUGGUAGUUACAUUAUUAUUACUCAAGAAAAGCGAGCUGAACUUCUCAAGUUUGAAAUUUUCAAGAAACCAACGGCAAAGGAACCAUCUACGGAUUUGCACAAGUUUGUCUAUUGAUUGGAUGCUGCUUGUAAAAGUUAUAAAUGUGUUUGCUUGUGAGGAGUGCUCUCACGUUAUAGAAAUGGCCAUGUAACUGCAGACUGUGCCAUGACGAGGGCUGCGAAGCCACAAAGUUGAUAUCCACAUACCGAAACUUGACGCUGCACGAAAUGUCACUUACAACAGAAGUGAGAUGGAACAAAUUCAGAAGUGUAAGAUCUUUUAUAAUAUGAGAAUAAGCACAGUAAGUAAGUGAAAGUGAAAGUGUUUAUAUCUGAAGUGUGGCCGGAUUAAGAUAUGCGUAACUUAAAAUAUGUGAAAGUUAAAUAUACAGAGUUCGCUGCACAGAAAUUAACAUUAAAUAAAUUUGUUUUAUACUAAAAAGUUGAUAAGCUUUAGUAAGAUUUGUGAACGUCAACUAUAAUAUCAACAGUUGAAGUAAAGUUGUAUAAAAAUUAGUGAAGAAACUUUCAAAUGAUGGAACUGAGCUGAACCGACAGCGCUUAAUACUGUAAAAUAUUUAGCUGUGAUUCUGGCCUAGGGUGACCAAACUCCUCACUGUUAAUUCAGGUACAUUUUCUUGUCUAAUUUUACUCUUCAGGAUAUAUUUUUUGUGAAAGUUCACCACAAACGUGACACAUCACGCCAUCUGGCAGAGACGUUAACACUGGACUCUCUCAAACCCAUACUCAAUUUUUAGUCAAAAAUAAGUAACUUGUAGACGAAUUUUUGGAAUUGGUGAGAAAUAUAUCCAUAACAGUAAAAAUGCCACGUAAGAAACCACCACCUUCGUUAUUCAAAAUAUGUCUACGAGCGUUUGCAGACUGGUUCUUAAAAGCAUGGCUGACUGGUAGUCGGCGAGUAAAAGAAAAUUUUGGACUGGAAGUGCACAGAUUCCUGUCAUCGCGUGUUCCUUCUGUGGUUGCCGACAGCUUAAUUUCACAACUGGUCGAGACGUACGUUCAGAGAAAUGAAUGUAAUCCCGAUAUGCAUAUGAGCGUCUUCCUUCACUAUAUAAUGCUGCCACAGUUAAAUGUUAUAGAUCUCUCAGAAUUCAGAAACCUUGACGUUAAUACCGAAGGAUUCUUUGAGUAUGUUAUUGCUUCAGCAUUCCACUCAGUUGGAAGGUUGGUGAAGAUAUCUUUGCAAACUGAUGGAAAAGACAAUCACAUACCAUUAUGUACUGAUCGGAUUUUGAAGCUAAUUGGAAAGAACUGCCCACAACUAAAGUCAUUAAAUGUUUCUUAUAAUAGACUUGUUCGUAAUGAUGGCCUGCAGUAUCUUGUUCCAUGUUCAGAAAGUCCAGGGUGCCCUCUCUUAGAAGAAAUAUUUGUUUAUAAAUGUACUGUUUCUGAGAUAGGGGUGACUAAUAUUCUGAGGUCAUUGCCCAACAUUCGUUUAAUUGGAUACGAGAAAAUGGUUUUAUGUCUUCUGGAGUUGUAUGAGCAGAUGACCAGAGACGGCAGUCCUUUGAAAGAGCGCCUUAAACUUACACAUGUUGAAAAUAGGAGUAGAAACUUUAAACGAAGUCGCAUGCGUUUUAACAAAAGAGUGGUCGGUGUCGUAUGUACACUUUGUCCACACUUGUAUCAUCUUAAAGUCCAUGUAGCAGAUUCGGAUGUUCCGACACUUGAACAGUUCAAGUCUCUCACUUCACUGGAACUGACCUAUAAAAUUCAGAGACCGGCGUCUCCAGGGGAAGGUACAGAAUACUUCCUCCGUGUUCGAGGCGCACAGCUCCGCAGCCUAGCAAUAACUUGUGACGUCCUACACGAGAUGCAUAUUAUAAUGCUUCGGGAAAAUUGCUCUAACUUAAAACAUCUGUAUCUGAAAUGCAAGAGGCUAGAACUGUGUGAUUUGGAACUGGAACAUGACGACACGCUCAGCAAAAGCAAAUUCUUUAAACUUGAAUCACUGUGUUUUUUUACUGGGAAAGAACCGCUAAACCCAUACUCAAUUUUUUGUCAAAAGUUGCUAACUAUCCAUGUAGCAGAUGAGGAUGUUCCUAAACUUGAACAGUUCAAGUCUCUCACUUCACUGGAACUGACCUAUAAAAUUAAGAGACCGGCGUCUCCAGGGGAAGCAGUGCUAAAAGAAUUGAUGAUUGCUUUGCCUGGCGCAAAGAGUAAUUCGGCAGUCAUUGAUCUGUCGAUGUCAUCUGUUAACAAGAUAAUCAGCCGUGCUCCUCAUUUGCAGAAGUUAGGGGAUCUUUUCUGUUGGAAUGUGGAGAAGGAAGAAGUGUUGAUGUUGAGGGAUCAAAUGAAGAUAUUGAAUUUUGAUUUAAAUAUAAUGUACCAUACCAUGCCAGUGAAUUGGUGUUUUAAACUUAGGAAAUGGGAAAAGUCACAGAUAGCUGUAACUGGCGAGUAG